AUGGGUUAAUAACUUAGACUGAUACUGAUUUUGUUAAUCAUAUUCGAAAAAAGUCUAAUCAGGGUAGAGGCUAAAAUUAAUGAAAUGAAGGGAUAACUCAAAAACAUAGGUCUUGAUUUAAAAUUUUUGAGAGGAAAAUCUGUUGAAUAACUAUUUGAGAUAAGAAAAUGGAAAGUGUUGAAAGAAGCACCAUACAAAAAUGUUAAGACCAUUUAUGUACCAUUACAAACGUUAGAAAUAUUUCACGAAUAAGAAAAAGUGGAAGUUUCGCCAAGUGUUUUAAUGAAUUUAGAAGAUUUAAAUGAUCAGGGAGGAGAGGUGAACGAGUUUUUAUUACAAGAAUUAUUUGAGGAAAAAAAAACAGUCUUAUUAAUACAUGGUUAAGCUGGAUCUGGUAAAAGCACUUCAGCAAAAAAACAGAAGAAUUUGUAUGGAAAUUACAUAACAAAAGUUAAAAAAUCAGAAAUCAAGUGCUCAUACCUGUUUAUAUCUCAUUACCUUCUUUAAAAAACCCAGUUUUUCAAGCAGUUGAAGAGGCACUUCGUCAAGAUGAGUAUGGAUCAGACCCACUUGUAAUUUUUACAACAAGAAGUGAAAUUUACAAGCCGUAAUUAUACUGUAUGGUUUUUACCAGAUAAAGAGAAAGAAUUAAAAGAAAUCUAACUACGAAAAUUUAACGAAACAUAAAUGAAGGAAUAUCUAAAAAAAUAUACAAUCUAAACAAUGAAGAUGUUAAUGUUCGAAAUAUAUGAAUGGUAAACAUAGAUUUCAAAUCGAGGAGUCGGUGAUAUUAAUAGGUUUGAUAUUUGUUGGGAAAAAUUCUUCUCAUAAUUUUAGAGAUAAGAAGCAACAAAUGGUGAAAAUCUUUUGAAUGAAGAAUAAAUUUUGGGCAUUUAAUCAUUUUUGAAAGAUGAUGAGUUAAUUGCGUUAAAAAGCACUGAAGCUUUGAGAAGUUUAAGUGUGAAUUUAGAACAACUUAGGAAUGUUGAAAAAUAUGAAAAAAUGAUCAAGAGUAUAAACUUGAAUAAGCUGAUUGAAACCCCUUAUAUGAUGGAAAUUGUGGUUUAAGUGUUGCCGGAUAUGGUGACUAAAGCAGCAGAGAUCAACAAUGUGAAAAAAAAUUUUCUUAAGAAUUUUCCAAAUAUGCGUAAAGUACUUUUGAAAAGUCAAUUUUUUAUUCAAAUUUAUACACAUUAAAAACAAUUUCUAAAUCAGUUAAUUAAUGAAAAUGAAAAGAGAAUUACAAUAAAACUUAAGAAGUUAAUUUAGCAGAUUUGGAAAUCAUUAAGUAUCUUGAAAUCGCUCAAGCAAUUUGGAAUUUACUUGAAGAAAAAUUAACAGCCAUUUAAUUUCAAAAAAGAAGUAAAUGAUCUAAAAACAAUUCCACAAAUAGAUUUACCAUACAUUCAUAUGUUAAAAUAUAAUGCAUUUAAAAAAAUAGCAGUACAAAAGGAAGCAAUUAACAGUAGUUUGUGAUGCACUACAAGAAUACAAUCUAACAAGUUAUGACUUUUAUGAAGAGUUUAUUAAUUUGUAUCAUUUGAAAUAAAUAGAAAAAUUGAAAAACUUAGGAAAAUCCAUAAACACUGAUAGUUUUCUUCACGAUUUAAAAAAAUAUUUAAUUGAGCUUGCAAAAAAUAUGAGUUUUAGGCAAGUCACUUAAGUCUAAUAUUACUAAAAAGGAUUAUUAUUUUAUGAGGAAAACUUUGAGGAAGAAUGGUUGAAUUAAUUCUUUAAUGAUGAUUGUAAGAAUGGGAACUAUAAAAAGGACGUAAGGAGUUCUUUGAUUAAAUAAAAAGGUCCAUCUAAGAGUUCUUGAUUGCAGAAGAUUUAUACGAAGUGUUGGUGUUAUCUGA
This is a messenger RNA of Paramecium octaurelia, 1856 nucleotides long. NCBI's taxonomy places the organism in Eukaryota, Ciliophora, Oligohymenophorea, Peniculida, Parameciidae. The record is from the annotation of a GenBank genome assembly.